GCGUUAAUUUAUUUUUAAACACUGCAAUUGGUUCUUUUUAUUUACAAGGCAACUUUUCCUAUCAGUUUAAAGGUCAAUAAUUACUUUUGUUGUUUUAUUUGUACUUAGAAACACUUUGAAGAGGACCAGUACGAGGAAAAUCGACAGGAUGGGCGCCGUCUAUUAAAGUCAACAGCCCUGCCCACGCUGUUUCAAUUUCGACGUGAGUAAUAAUUGUACUGUGGCAUAUUAUAUCCGCAAUCUUUAGUGGACGCAAUACAACAAAUGUUUUUUUGUUUUUUUUUAUGUCAGCUCGGCCUAAGCGAAGAAGACCUCCUGCGAGGCGGCCUGCCGCAUGUGUACUUGCUGGUACGGAAAACAGCCCUUCCUCAAGUAUUGCUCAAGAAUUUGACCUUGACGACACCGCAGAAGUCAGUCGAGAUAGUAUCUCCUCUUUGGAAGAAACUGCAGUUGAGCGUGAAUGCACUGAAGACAUCUCGCUUUCGGCAUGUGAGCUACGAAAGGCUCUGCAAGACAUGAAAAAGAAAAACAAUGAAUUGCAUGAAAGCUUGUUGUCAGUGAAAAAGAAGUUGAAGACAACUACGAGAAAGACAAAGCGGCUGGAAAAAAGCCUUGCUACGCUGACCAAAAACCUAAAGUUUUUGAACGAGGAUCAGAAGGCUGCCUUAGAAAGAAAAAGCCGAAAAGGCAGCACAUGGAGUGCAGAAACUAUAAAGAAAGCGUUGCAGCUCAAGUUUACCUGCGGCUCUGCUGGAUAUGACUUGCUCUUAGAACAAGGCAACCCUCUUCCGUCACGCAGAACGCUUUGCAGACGAUUACAGCACCUGUCAUUUAAGCCCGGUGUCUUAACUGAGAUCAUAAGCAUGAUGAAAGUAAAAGUGGCUGCGAUGUCUGACAUCGAAAAAGAUUGCGUUUUAUUCCUGGACGAAAUGGAGAUUCGUAAGGGUGUCGAGCUAGACAGAAGUGGUGAUGGCUUUCUUGGCAAGACGACGCUCCCUGAAACUGACCAAGCAGCAAACCACGUACUGGUCUUUAUGGUUGGUGGCCUAAACAAGCGCUGGAAGCAGGUAAUCGCUUAUCACUUCACGGGCGCUUUUGUGAAUGGAGAGAAAUUAAGAGACUUUGUUUUCCAUUUAAUUAGGCUUUGUGCAGAUAUUUCAUUGCGCGUGCUUUGCGUGACAUGCGACAUGGGGAGUUCCAACCGUGCAAUGUGGCGAAGCCUAAACCUGUCAAGUUCCCGCUAUUCUGUCACUACGUGCACUGUUCCCAAUCCAUGUGACAAUGCUAUGUCGCUGUUCUUUAUGCCAGAUCCUUCACACGUUCUAAAAAAUGUCAGAGGGCACCUCGUACGGAAAGAUCCGAUGCAAGUCAGUGACGAAAUAGUGGCCAAGUACAAUUUACCAAGCAGAGAUGUGUCGAUUGAGUACGUUGAAGCAGUGUUAAACUUAGACACGGAGCAGUUAAAAGUGGCUCCCAAUCUAAGUACCCUCCAUGUUUCGAACGGCCACUUCACAAAGAUGAAAGUAGGGGUGGCAGUUCAGCUCUUCCGUGAAGCACCUGCAGCUAUCAGGUACCUUGUGGAAAGGAAGAAGCUCCCACCCGAAGCUGGAACAACAGCCUGGUUUUUUGAAACAAUUUUCAAGUGGUACACAAUCAUGACUGCGCGGCACCAUGUUGUUGCUCUGAGUUUGUUAAAUAAAAUUAGAUAUGAAGAGGCCAUUUCAACGCUGAAACUCGCUGUUGAAGUCGUUGAGAGCUUAGGCAUUGGCAUCAAAAAGGUGUGGAAGCCAUGCCAGGCUGGGGUGGUAAUGUCCACUGCUGUCGUGCUUCAACUGCAUGAUAUUCUGCUCAAGAAACGUGGUUAUACAUUCUUCUUGACAGGAAGGCUGGCUCAAGAUUGCCUCGAAAACUUGUUUUCCGUCAUCCGAAUGAUCUCUUCCGUGCCCAGUGCAUAUGAUGUGAAAAAUGCGCUCAAAAUCGUAUCAGUUAGCCAGUUCCUCAAGGUACCUAAAAACUCAGGUUAUGAAGCCGAUGACAGCAACUACUUAGUGGACUUCUUUUCUACAGAGAUACAAGAAGUGAGGGCAGAAUUCCAAGAUCCCUCGGACGCAGAUGACUGCGCAGAGGUCGAGCCAUUGUCUCCAGUAGAAAGUGACAUCGUUGCCCACUUGGCAGGCUAUUUGGUGAAGCCCUUCAUCUCCACAAACAAGCCCUGCUCUAGCUGCAUACAAACCCUGACUGCUGAUCAGCCUUCUGAUGAGCAUGCUCUCGUGCAGCUCAAGGAGUACAAGCAAGGCUCCAGAAAUCUGGUAUAUGUGAGCCGUACAGUACUGCACUUUGUUUCUUCCUGCGAAAGUCUAUUCAAGAAAUUUUCAGAGGAAGAGGACAUUUGUCGUUUGAGUUACCCAAUCAAGACUUUUACGAGUCUUAUCGAGCGAUCGGUUUCUCUACCACCUAGUGAGUGCACUGACCACCCAAACGUGAUGCAAAAACUGAUGUCCCGUUUUAUCGUCAUGCGACUGCGAAUCUACCUGCGCUGGCUAAACGAGCCUGAUGAUUCAGAUGAUGGUUAUGGCAGUAAGACUGUGGCUGGCGUCAACUUGCCGUAAAGUGACUUGCUUUGCAGGUUACACCACACCGUACGCUAUCGUCGCCAUCAGCAUGUUUGAGUCCACUGCAGGAAUAAGGUUUGUUGCAUCUCUCUACAUCAUCAUGGACUAUUUUGGAAGUUAAAAGCAUUGCUAAUCUGUAUUUGACUGUCUUAGUUUCAUUUACGGUUUUUGUACGCGAUAUAUAAGCAGUGUUGAUUAUUUUUUCAAUGUAGAUAACAUCAGUGUUCUAAUGGUUAUUUAUCAAAUGUUCUGUACUCGCCAUCGAUGUGUUUGGCUGAUGUGACGUAUUCGAUGGUAGCUGAUGUAUUCAGGCUGGAUAUCUUGAUUAAUAUUACCCGUGGUUGCGUUUUCUUGUUUGUAUUCUUAUUUUCGAUUUAUAUUGUGUGUAAUAAGGUUGAUGUACUCACUUGAAACCCCCUCCCAUGUAAUGAAUAAAUUAAAAAAAAAACUCUCCCUAUCCCGAAUUGUGUGUGUCGAGCCUACCUUGCGAAUGUUUUCUUUAUCUCGUCUUUCAACAUAACCUUCAGGCGCCACACAGUACAUAUAUUUUUUCAUGUUUCAUGAUUGACUGUACUAGACAUUACUAAGUAAAUGUAUUUUGUGCAUCGUUUGGUUUCUUAUGUGUACUACGCAAGAUUGACACAGACAAGUUACGUUACAUUUUUCUCUACAGCACUAACUAAACCUUAUUUUCACAUCGCAGU
This is a messenger RNA of Dermacentor silvarum, 3316 nucleotides long. RefSeq lists its product as uncharacterized. The transcript has a single exon. Lineage: Eukaryota; Metazoa; Arthropoda; Arachnida; Ixodida; Ixodidae. The coding region runs from base 285 to 2609 and encodes 774 amino acids. The record is from RefSeq and is a predicted model, not a curated record.